Molecule: messenger RNA, 2364 nt
Organism: Astrephomene gubernaculifera
Lineage: Eukaryota; Viridiplantae; Chlorophyta; Chlorophyceae; Chlamydomonadales; Astrephomenaceae
Source: the annotation of a GenBank genome assembly
GCCUUCGCAUGCAGUUGUCACAACAAUUGUCGCUUUGUGUGGUACGGUACCGCAACUGUAGGGAGGGUGGGUAACAAUAAUUGGCCCUAUUUUUGCCCUUUACUUGCUGUCACGAAAACUUCCUGUUACUACGGUAACUGGCGUGAAUAAGUACAAGCAACUCAUAAUCCCUACUCUAUGGAAAGAGAGUUCUCAACCGCUUGUGCGGUUUUGCUGAGCAAUGUCGCUUGCUUUGCGGGCCCAGUUACGGAUGUGUUGUCACGGCCCGGCAGCAACAACUGCCCGGCUGCGCACAGACCGCACGCGACCUUCAUGCAUGGUGAAAGCGAGGAACUGCACAACGCUGGCACCGCCGUACUUGCUCCUUGUCAGCGCUCUUGUUUGGGCAGCUGCCAAGGUGCGGCGGUGCACAGCUGCAUCCCAAACGUCGCUCCCACAAGAGCCGUGGAUACUGCGGACGUGGGACCUAAACACGGAAACGCUAAGGCUGACAGCUCGCGGCAUGGGGCUAGAUGGCAGCGGGAGCAGUUGCAGUUACUGGUGGAGUAUGUGGCCUCCCUGCCACCCGGACGCCGCAACAACACCCGCGAGGCAUUGGCACUGUUGGGCUGGGCAAAGCUCCCUGACCCGGACGGCGCGAUUUCUAGGAGACUUCUGUACAAGCUAAGCAACAUCCGGCAUCAACUGUCCAACGGAGUAGAUCCGCUGGCAGGCCGGUCGCAGUGCAUGGUUAUGGCCCCUGGAACGUAUAACUGGCGGGAGUGGCUGCGCCGAGCCUUACUACAGCUGCCAAACCACGAGGGCACGCUGGACGAUAUUGCGGCCGUUCUUGAAGCGGAUCCAGACAUUUCGCCCAAGCUGGACAGAAGAAUGGAGCCAGUAAAGCUAAGAGUUCCAAGAUGGAGAUGCAGCGUGUCUCAAAGUAUCCCGCGGAUCCCAGAAAUCUUCAACACCGGCAAGAAGAGAAACCAGUUGACGGUGUACCGCUAUGAUGAGGAGGUCGCACGUCAGCUGCCGGGUGGCAGGGGUCCCAAGGUUCCCAAGAAGGGGCAGCAGGGGCUGCCGCACUUGGGCAAGAAGAACGCGUAAGAGCGCGAAAAAGAGACGGACGUACGCCUUGGGAAGGGAAGUGCGUUGGAAAUGUUUUGUAUUCGUUGGCUAUAAGAGGCGUCUACGACGAGGAUCGUUGUAAGGCGAACUAGAAGGGGUAUGCAUGCCCCUUACAGCCUGGUCACAAAUGGCUACUUCCUACCUUCCGUCACAUAGAACCCACGUUGGACGUAGCGGCCCAAGUGUAGGUCGCGGUCACAUGCUACGUCCGUACACCAAAUUCAGUGCCACGUUAAUAGGGACUUUUAAGAGCUUCAUUGUUAUUCAUUGCCGAUGGGCUACCAGUUGGGUUGCCCUGGCUCUGUUCCCAACCGCGAGCGGCCCCAUGCCACGUUGGUUCUGGUCUUCGUGGCUUAGGCGUUAUGGGCGAUAGGGUUGAGAUAAGCAUGCGCUUCCCUGACCGUGAGGACGCUAGUAUAUUGGCCACUUCUGCCUCGACAAGGCAGCGACCAGAAAACUAUACCAGGAUUAUGGAUUCCACUUUGCUCGGGCUGUCCCCGAGCUGCGUCGUGCCAUUGUCCGUAACCCAAUACCCGGUGAAGUCCGUAGAGCUAAGCACCUGACCCGUGGGUCUGCCUAUGUUGCAAUGUUGCUAAUGUCCAUGAGUGCCCUGGCAGCCGACCUAGCCAUAUUUGCUUGAGUUAGGGACGUUUUAGGAGGAGUUAAUGGCUAAUCUCACUAAGAAUGGCAUGAGUGGUCGCGCGCUGAGGCGCCAAUAAAAACACAUGGUCGCGCGCAAUAAUUGAUCACCUUAAAGAGUUCGAAAGGCUUUGCUGAAGGAACCAUGGUAAAACACGCACCCAAGAAGCUGUAGUACUAAUUUUACGACUAGGGGUCCACCUCGGUUCGCUACAUUUUAACGUGAACCCACCCCCCUACCCCCUCCGUUCACGUUCAUGACCUACGUCAACGUAGAGCUAAAUCGUAACCCAACGUUUGUCAUGUGACCGGUCUACGUUUACGUUAAUUCUUCACAAACGUAACAUGGAAAUUGCAAUGGUGCAGUACAAGAUCCGUACGGCAGUUGCAUCCGGAACCAGAUAUAAGCCCCAAGUUGGGUUCCUUGCCAUCUCGAGUAAGCCUUUUCGCGCUGCUACAGAAAUUAACGUUGUGUGACCUGACUAUUAUCGCACAUAUGUGGCCACCCGUGCAUGCGUGCAAGGAAGGGUGGGGGCCGUAAACCCAGUCCAUGUUUUGGGGGGCAUACCUUCACUGUAACGGUGUUCUUGAGUUCUUACUGCAACCUGUCAGUCC